CGCACCUGCGCUGCGCCCUCGGCCCCGCGCGCCGCGCCGUGAGGGCGGCCGAGUCCCGUCCUGCCGCCUUCGGAAGGGACCACAACGGCGACCUUCUGUUUCCUUCUCCUCCUCCUUUUUUACCUUCCUCUCAACCCGCCGGGGGAAAAGCUCAGAAGACAGGGGUUAAAAUGAAUGAAGAUCUGAAGGUUAAUCUGAGCUGGCUGCCUCAGGAUCAUGUAGAAGCCAGCUCUACAGAGAAUGCCUCAGCUGCAGGCUCCUCCCUGGUUCCUGUCAUAGACCCAGAGCCAGAGCUUUUGGUAAACCCCUGGGACAUUGUCUUGUGCACUUCAGGGACCCUUAUCUCCUGCGAAAAUGCCAUUGUGGUUCUUAUAAUUUUCCAUAAUCCCAGUCUUCGUGCCCCCAUGUUCCUCCUGAUAGGCAGCCUGGCGCUGGCAGAUCUCUUAGCGGGCAUUGGAUUGAUCAUCAAUUUUGUUUUUGCAUACCUUCUGCAAUCAGAAGCUACGAAACUGGUUACGAUUGGACUGAUUGUUGCCUCUUUCUCAGCAUCUGUCGGCAGCUUGCUGGCUAUUACUGUUGAUCGUUACCUCUCCCUGUAUUACGCUUUGACUUACAAUUCAGAGAGGACUGUCACAUUUACCUAUGUCAUGCUUGUGUUGCUCUGGGGAGCAUCUAUCUGUAUUGGACUGCUGCCUGUAAUGGGCUGGAACUGCCUCAGAGAUGAAUCCACCUGCAGUGUUAUCAGACCACUCACUAAAAAUAAUGCAGCUGUCCUUUCGGUCUCUUUCUUGCUUAUGUUUGCCCUCAUGCUGCAGCUCUACAUUCAAAUCUGUAAAAUCGUGAUGCGCCAUGCCCAUCAGAUUGCCUUGCAGCACCAUUUCCUGGCCACUUCCCACUAUGUGACCACCCGAAAAGGAGUGUCUACUUUGGCCAUUAUUUUGGGGACUUUUGCUGCUUGCUGGAUGCCUUUUACGCUCUAUUCUUUAAUAGCAGAUUACACCUAUCCUUCUAUAUACACCUAUGCCACCCUCCUGCCAGCUACCUACAAUUCCAUCAUCAAUCCUGUAAUAUAUGCUUUUAGAAACCAGGAGAUACAGAAAGCACUUUGGCUCAUCUGUUGUGGCUGUAUUCCUUCUAACCUGUCUCAGAGAGCAAGAUCACCCAGUGAUGUCUGAUUGGCAGCUAGGAGGACGCUCCUUAACAUGUUACUUUCCAGACAUUCUUGCAAUGCUGUCUUUGGUUUAGAUACAUUAAUUAAAUGAUGUGUGAUGGGUUCCUAUAAAAAACACAGGAUGCACUGACCUUCUUGUAAACAGAAAACCCCAGUGACCAAAAUGAAUCAGGUGGUUUAAGGGAGAUUUCCAAAAUUAAAAUAAUCAGUGUUCUUACAGAUUUAUAAUGUUGCUCAGGGUCUUUUUGUUAUAUUACCUAGGCUUUGCCAUGUUUGCCAUGAUUUUACAUUAAGUUUGCUAAUUAAAAUUAGAUUGAAACAGCAUACCUCCUUUGAAAUUGUUUAUGUGAUUGAGUUUAGACAUACUGCAUGUUGCAGUCUGUUGUCAGGGUAUUUUUUUUCCCCUCUGAUUCUUUUUAGAACAGAAGAAAAUGAAAACCCAAGUCCUGUUAUCCCAUUUGUAUGUCAUUAGAAUACUCUUCAAAAUAAUGGCCAAUUGCACUGACUUAUGUGGUAUUUAUUGUAAUAAUCUCAGUGCAACAAAUUUGCUCUUAGUAGGGAAGUGCUUGCAUAGCUUUUUAUUUUACAUCUCAGCAUGAGUUAGCUUGAUAAUUGUUUUAAAGGGUUACCUGUUUUCUCCUGAGUUCUGACCAGACGUUAAAACAGAUGAUAUGCUUUGCCUUCCUCUUCAAAAUCCAUCCAUAUGUUUUCACUUAGAUAUGGGACACCAGAGCUCAUUAUACUAUUUUAAAAGGAAUUCAGGGGGGAUUUUUGAAAUUGAUGAAAUGGUAUGGCCUCUUUUGGCUAUGCAUUUAUAAUAGAUACAACACUAGGUUUCUCAGAAAAGUUUAUCUUUUCAGAAGUGUAUAAGAAAAUAUCAAAUAACCUACAAAUUGCUUGCAAGGUGCGUUUAGCAUCUUCAUGAAAUGGUUCCCCUUAAGUUUUUUAUCGAGCAAAAACUAUUACCACUUGUUUUCAUUGUUCUGCUGUAUCAUUUAAAAUACCGAAGUUUAUAAAUUCUUAGAGCAUACCAGUAUUUUCUCCUUUUUUGGCAGUUUUCAUCCAUUAUGGGUUGUAAUUCUUCAACUGCACACAUCAGUUCUCUUCUAAAAAGCAAAGCUUCCUCCCAUGAAUGGUUAUGUUUCAGACUGCUUCUAACCUUUUACUGAAGCCACAUUAGAAUGCACUAGAAAUAAAACAUUGUUUUCUAAUUUGAAGACUUGAGUGUCAGAGAGAAAACUUGCUGACAGAUGUCUUUUUGAAACUUAAGGUGUACCCUAAGGUCAGUGCAUGGCAGUUUAUAGUGACACUUCCAUUAGUGUUGAUGGUAGCUCAAUGUGUUAACGCCCUGGCAUCAGUAGGAGGUUAUAUUCCCUUGAAUGUCAGUCAGCAUACUGUAUUGUUGCUUCAGUAUCUUCCAUUACAGUUUAAAAAAACCCAACAAACUCAAGUGUAAAAAUAGCAAUAUUUACAGUUCAAUUAAAAUAUACCUGUAUAGUAUAGAUAGUAGAGACAACUGUGUUGCUGGUCUGGAUUUUUCCAAAUGGAAUCUGUCCUUUUCACACGGACGUUUGGAUGACUGUAGCUUUUUGUGGCAAAGUUUCUGUGACAUUAAGAAUCGUACUCUGUACACAAAGCUGAAUCUCAAAUGUGAAUGAGUUGUCUGUAAACAAGGCUCUGUAGAGAUUUUUAUGAGCAAUAAUUAAUUUUAGUUGCAGUGCUGGGUUCAAAUUCCAUUAUUUACUUGGUUCAACCUUCAUGAUAUUUAGCUCUUACUUUGUAAUGUGAUUAGUUUAAUAAUUGCAUGACAUGGUCCAGAAGAGCUGUGAACUUGCAGCUCCCUUGGCUUCACUGCAAUUUACAGAUGCUCAGCACAGUUAGACUGUGGCCCCUGCUCAGUGUAGGAUAUUGGUGUUCUUUAUCUACUUCUGAAUGCUAACGAAACUCUAGUCAUUGCAUUUUGUUAUGAAUUUUUGUAUAAGAAAUAAUCACUUUGUAAAUAUCCAUGUUAUAUAUGCCUGCAGUUUUGCAAGUAUGCAAAGUAUUGGGCAUAAAUGGCAGUAAAAGUCAUGAGCUGAAUAAUGUAGAGAGGCUGAAUAAUGUAGAACAGCACUUUUAAAGCAAAAAAUAAGUUACUCAUGCAAAGUUUACCCCCCCCUCUUUUUUUUUCUCCAUUUGUUCUUCCAUAUCAAAUUGUUAAAAAGUACAAUGAAGAUGAGCAGCUACAACUAUGACCAAAACUCAGUCAUGAGGACAACUGUUGUUUUGCUUAUGCAGACCUGUUCUUGUCCUCUUGGAUAACCUCACAGGGACUAGUGUUUUUCUCUCCACAACACCUGGGUGGUAGGGAAGCCCGAAGAAAACAGCAUAGAGGGAGAUAAUGUUGUCCCCUCUUCUCAUGCAGGUUCACCUAGCAUCCUUGUCAUCUUCCUCGCUCCACACGCUGCUGAAAUCUGCAGAGACUCUCCAGAGUGCCGGGGGAGCCGACCUUUUCCUUGUGGCAGAGCAGAGAGAUUUGUAAUUGGAAGCUCCUCUCCUGAGGAGCAGUGUGAGUCAAAUGGAGGAAAGGAGGAUUAAUUAUAGAAGUCCCACAAAGCUAGCUCAUAGGGAUGUGAUUGCCCUUGUUUGAGGAGUAGUGCCUGGUUACCUUUUACCACACACAGACCGGAAACAUCAUUAUGCCUUCUGAGCUACUUCUGUGACCUCCGGUGAGGACGCUGUCUCUUCCAGAAAUAUGUUCUUAAAUUGAGACUGUGCAGCAUAGGCCAGAAAAUCCUUCUGGAGGUCAGUGACGUAGGUUUGCCCACAGCUGUCAGACCGAACUCGAACAUGGUUUGCAGUACUGCAAUAAUGCUAUAUAACACACCUGUGAAUGAACUCUUAGGAGUAGAGGCAGAGCUGUGGGUACAAAGCUGCCUACCUCACUUGCACAAAAGAAAUGCUUGACAGACAGCCACUUUUCAGGCCCUGCAGAAUUAAGCAAUUCUCUGCUGUCACCUCAGAGUUACAGUAUAGACACUGGCUCUGUAUGUUGAGGUGCCAGUAUCCAUCCAAGAUCCCUCUGAAACUGGCAGAAAUCCCAGCCGCUUGCAGAAUUCUGUCAUUUUGUUGUCCCAUCAAACAACACCUAUGUGUAAGAUCAGGGUAUUGGAUUCACUAUUCUAGGUACAGUAAAAUAGCUUUCAUAUCUUCAUUGUAAUGACAAAAGACUUUUUUCUUAAUGCAUAUUUUAGUUUAAAGAAUUGAAGUUCAUUUUUACUUAUUAAUACACUUGACCCAAAGUUAGUAAUAGGUUGUAUCUUGAUGGGCAAAAUUUACUGUAGUUAAUUUUUUCAUAUAUUCAUCCUCAAAGCUUGGGAGAGGAUUUUUUUUUUAAUAGUCUUAUAUUUUUUAAACCAUUUCUCCUAACAGUAACAUUUCAGCAAUAAGGGGAAAUAUGUUUUUAGCACAAGAGCAAUAAAAUCUUCCAUGUUGUGGUUACUGUAAACUGCUGAGUAAACUCAAAGCAAUAGAAAGGAAGCAAUAUAUUCUUUAGACAAAAAAUAAUAACUUGCAUAAGGACUUUAAGUAAGCAGAAGUCUUCCUUUGUUAAGCAGUUGCUAUCAGACCGAUGUAACACAAACCAACCAGAAAUAGUGUCCCUCAGUUAUUGAGUUCCUGGAUAGAAUUACUCAGCAAUAACCUUUUACCUUAGUUUUUUGGAUCCUGAGUUCAUGCUGUUUGCAAGGGAGAAUUAUGUACUGCAGUGGGGAUUUUUAUUCUUUUCAUUGUUUGGCAUUUAGUUAUACAACGUUCUAUGGAUAAAUUCGCUGUGUUCAGGAUUUCCAAUUGUACCUUAGUACCCUUCACCAAACAAAAACUGAUACUACCUGAAUUUGUCAUGCCCAUCAAGAUGGGUAUGAUAAAUGGUGCUAGCCCAUCCUGGAGACAGCUUGGCUUUUAAAAGAACAAGGUUAUGGUAUCAUUGAAGAAAACCCCUGCCAAUCCCUAGGGUAUUUGGAGGCAAGCUGAAAGGCCUGCUAUCGCUGCUGUAUCUUCCUACCAUGGACACUCAGUGAUACAAGAAGCUGCAUCCAUCCUUUGUGUUCAGGGGCCAGCAUUGAGGCAUCUUUGUGUCACUAAAACCCCUCUGUGGACAGCAGUGAACUUUGGCUUAGACCAGCAGCUGCUCUGUCCCCAGAGGUUUAUUUUUCUGUUACCUCAUUUUCUUAGGGAUUGUUCAGCUUUUUAAAAAUAAGAUACUUGUGGAUUCAUUUCUCAAAAGCAAUGAGCAACCUGAAGCGUGACUAGAAGUUGAGAUAAAACAGCAUUGCUACAAAUCAAGCCCCUGAAACAUAACUACACACUCAUUACUUUUUAAAAAAAUGUGGUUCUCCAGCAUUCAGAACCAUAUUUUCAAAAUGUUGGCCCUGACUUUUAUGGAGAGAUAGUAUGUAUGGUCUGGUUUUUGUAUGUACAGUAAAGAAAGAAAAAUAAUCAGACAGACUAGUCACUAUUUAAAAAAAAAUCAGCUAUUCUGUCACUUAGUCAGAAAUACUGAAUGGUUCUUUGUCCUUGAUACAGAAACCAACUCUGGAAGCUUUCUAGAAGAUCCUGAAUACCCCCAAGUUGGUGUAAAAUCUUUGUAGCAAAAGUCAGAGGACUAGCAUGGUUGCCAGUGCAAAACAAUUUGAUGUAACAGCUCUGUUGUGAGUGGGAAUAAGAACAGUAUACGUGUACACCAGCUGUAGACAGAUCAAGUCCUAGAUAUGCAGGAAUAGCACCAGAAAAGGUGAACAGCUUUUCUUUAAAUUAUACUGCUGCAAGAAGACAAUAUCAGGUAGACUCUCACUGAGUAUGGAACAUAUGUUGUAAGAAUUCAAGAGUAUUUUGAAGUGCCAGCUAUUCAGGAAAAGAUACCGUGGUGGUGUACUUUUUGAGGAGGAUCAAGAAUGCAGCUAGAUCUCUGAAAGAAAUGAUGAAGGAUCAUGUUAAAUGCCUACACAUAGACUCACCACAUCUCUUUGGGAGGUCUGAGAAUCAUUUUAAGGUUUUGCUUGGCUGCCUUUUGGAGCAGCUGAUUCUACAACAAGAGGUUGCUCCAGUACAUACAUUAAAUGCAGUAAAUAAUCUGUCCUUUACAUAUUUAUCAAAAGGAACAAAUAGCUAUUUGCAAUCAGAAUUUUUAUUUGCAACUGGACAACAUCUUUUUAAUAAUACCCCAGGAAUCCAAUUAACAAAAUGUUUCAUAACUUCAGUGGUAAACUUAGAAAAACAAUAUUUUCCCAUUCUUAGCAUAUUGCACGCUUAGCGUACUGCAUGUUAGCAAGAAGCCCUGUUACUUGAUUCGUAUUAGGCAGCAGGGCUACUCAAAAGCAUGUGAAAUUUGGUGCUUAACCAAAAAAAGAGGCCAGUGCAGAUAAUAGUGCAUUACUGUAACUGGGAAUCAUAAUUUUAAAUAAUAUUUCAAGGUACUGAUUCUUUUUUUCUGGUUUUUGAAUGCAGUCGUUUACCCUCUCUGUCAAUGUCACAUUUAGUUUGGCUUAGUGAUAGCCCAGAGAUGUGCAAUGGAGAAAAAAUAAAAUCUCUUGACUGUGCUUAUAGAGAGGGGACUAAAAGGAAGGGGCACGAUUUAUGUGUAAUGAAUAAGGAAUAGUACAGGAAGGAUAAAUUAAGCAUGUAUAUCUCUCCCAUCUGUCAGUAAAAGAAUGAUGGGAAUCCCAGUAAACUUGAAAGGUGUCAUAUCUGGAAAUACUUUUUUGGUACAAAAGGAAAUUACCCCAUAAAACUGUGCUCUACUGGCUUCUUCAGAUCAAGAACUUGCAAUUUCUUUUAAUGGAUCAGAAAUCUGGAUGAAUUGCAAAGAUACCUGCUUUCAUAUUAGGUGGCUGAUGAAAGAUGAGAGGAUGAAAGUCUUUACGUCUUGGCGAAUCAGCCAGGUACUCAGUGCUUGAGCUUGGAUAGGAAGAAUGCUUGAAUAAAUACAUCACCAAGGGGGGAAGGUUAUUUUGAACUGUCCAUUUUGAACCUUACCAGACAUACACAGAGCAUGUGAGAUGGGCCCUGGGGCUGCUCUUCAUGGGGUGGAGUGCAGCAGUCCCGUGUCCUUGAGACUGGCAGCAUUGCUGUUCCUGAUGAAUGGUGUCCAGAGAAUAGAGAGGAGGAGGAAAUAUGAUCAUAAGUGAGGUCCUCCUUCCUUGGAAACGUGACCUCAUAUGUUUUAUCCAGAUUAUUACUUGUCUUGUUAGCUCAGUCUUACAUGGUUCCACUUGAAAUCAGAAGAGGCUUUUCUGUGGAACAAUAUUAAAAAUAUGAAAGAACCAACAGCAGAUUAUUUUACAGUAAGUCAUUAUGUAUUUCUGUUUCUUCUGAGGAACAGCUGAGUCUGUAACUUUGCAGUAACUGUUUCUUUGAAAACAAUAUGCCUUUGCACUAAAAAAGUCCAUGCUGCAAAUUAUUCACAAAAUUAUUGUGAUCUUGUAAGCCAGACAAGAAGAAGAAACAGUCACAUAUUUCAGUUACACAAACUUCUUCUAGAAGAGAUGGAAAAAAUCCAAACCUGAAUGUAGGUUACAUGAAACCAUAUUGCAAUUAACUAGUGCAUCACUGCUGUGACGUAAACUAAUUCAGUGCCAUUGGAAGAAUAAGGGGAGAUUUUCCAGUGGAGGUUCUUUACUGAUGGGUUGAGAGAGUAAAACUAAUUUUAAAACAAAGGUCAGUUAAGGUUGCCAUCCCAAACUCCUUGAAUUGUCUUUUAAGGAAAUUGUCCUCACCUCCCCAGACCUUUUGUUUUGCACUCUACAUAUGCCAAGACAAUUUAUACAAAGUUGCUGAGGUGCUAGAUGUUUAACUGGACAAGAUAGUAUUAUGGGUUUCCCCCUUCCAAGUGGGAGGGAGACUUUUAUGACCCAGAACUAGAGAACUGAUUCAUUUAUCUGAUAUCUCUACAUAGAAAUGACCAUUCUAAAAAGUGUCAAGUACUUGCAGACAUGCACUACACAUGUAGGGCCUUCAUUAAAUUGCUAGUGUAGAGUAGUAAUUCAGCUGAUGGCCAUAGGAUUAUUGGGGGGGGAUGGUAAGGGAGGUGUGUUUUCCUGUGAUUCCAAGAACCCCCCUCUCGCAAGUACAGUGCUGCAUUCUUAGGUAAAAUCUCAUUUACAAAGGUUUAAAUAGUUUGUUAUAACCCUUUCAAAUAUAUCAGCAGCACUUUUUCGUUUAAUAACUUUGAUCAUUUGCCUUACACUGGAAAUUUAUCUGAUUAAUGUGCAGCAUGGGGAAGCAAGUGAACUGCUACUGUUUUCUUUACACUGGUGAUACUCUCUUUUCCUCAACCCAUUUGAUCCCAACCAUAUGAUCGAUAGAUAUCAUGAUGUCUGAGCACAGGUUUAGUCCCAGUUUCUCAAGGAAAAAGCAAGCCAACACUACCUGCACAUGCUGAAGACUGCAUCCUGCAAGGAUCUACCUUAGAAAAUGGAGGGGCCUUCUACUUUUAAGGAAUUGGUGCUAACAAAAUAGAGUUGAUUUUUAAAAAAAUAUAAACUGAUUUUUAAAAGGAAAUACAUAUGUCCAGGUUUAACUUAAAGAACUUAACUACUAGUUAUAUUACGUGCUGAGUGGAGAAACAGUUUCUUAGUGUAUUUUGGUAUAAUUAAGUAUUAGGAGCUAUCAUACUUAAAUACUUAAAUAGCAUAAUUAUCUACUUAAAUAUAAUAUAUACAUAAUUAUCAUGAUUAUUUAAUUUACUUUUUAUAGGCAUGAUAUGCUAGAUAUCACGCUCUAUUCCUUUGGUGUUGUAAUGGUCAAAGGGUAACCUCUUUGCUGAGAUAGUUUCAUGUGAUGAAAGAAAAACAUUGCCAAACUUGUAUGAAUGUUGCAAACACUGAAAGAAUCAGUGGUCAGUAAUCAAUAUUUCAGCAAAGACAGUCUAGAGGUUUUGGAAGGGAGGUGAAUUCUCCUGCCUUUAAUUUGGACAAAUCCCACUGCCAGCUUUGGGAUUAUGGGAAGGUGUUAUACAGCCACAGAUGGGACAGAAUAAAAAAAGGAUGUUGAUCACGGACAUGAGCCUAUACAGCAGUUGUAUGUUCCAGCGCACACUGCUCCCUCUUCUCCCCCUCUCUCGCUCUGUCUUUCAUGAGUGCUUUGGUAACAGGACUGCACAGAUCAUGAGUCAAAACAGCAAUCCGUGCAGUCAUAUAACACAGGUGCACGUUUUUCUUUGGCUGAUGCUAACCUGGGGAAUAUUGCAGUAUCUAAAAAAAAAUCUUAUACAUUUAUUUUUAAAGGAUGCAUGAAAUACACAUAUACUUGAAGUGCAUUCUAGGUGAAAGGGACUAGGACCUAUAGGAUUUAGGGCCUAGGUAUGGAGCUCUUAAUGUAUUGAUGGUUUAUGGUCCCCAUAGAAUUUUCCUCUUACUUCUGUGUUUGCUAACAUGAAAGCCAUCAAAAUAAUCAAGAAUUUAGCUUCCACUGCUUGCAGGGUAUGCGAAUGAAAGCAGCAUGACCUGAUCCUUCAAAAAUUGAGAUACCCACAUCCGGAAAGGGAUGUAAUGUUGUGUCCCCAUGGAGCCUGGGGAGUUGUGCCCCUUCCAUGGGUUUUUGUUUUUUCUGCUCUUUGGUUGCCCUCUGACAAUGUACUCCCUUUACAUAUGAGCAACACUCAGUCCACCUUGUGGUGCCUCUGCCCCAGGGGGCUCACAAGAAAAUAAAUAGUGUGGAGGUGAGGCUUUUCUACAGUGUUGAUUAUAGGGUCAGAGCAUGCUGGGUUUGGAAAGGAGCUUUCUGAAGACUUUAUAGAAAAUAGUGAGGCUUCUUCAGUCACAUUCCAACCAAAUUUCAGCUCCUUUCUUUUGAAUUUCCCUUUCAAUGUAAGCAGAGACUUCCCUUAGUCUGGGAGGAGGAGAGUAACUCAUUGCUGGGAGUUAGCAUGCUCCAGCAUGCGCCUUUUUACACGGCAGCUGUCCCAGAGCAGAGCGGCUGAAUGUACGGCAGACUGCUUCUGAACUCAGGCUGGUCCCACAGGUUAAAAUGUAUAGGAGGAGAAUGCAGUUUUCCAGAAUGUGGAAACAGUAUGUGUGAUUUAUGCCAAAAGCGUGGAAUGGGUAUUGCAGCUGAAGAGGCCGGUAAAUUGCCUAGAUUGCAUACACAGCAAAAUACUCAGUCAAUCUCUAGGGUUACUUGCACAUGCUCAAACAUAUUUUCCGCUGAAGUUGAUAGCAGUCCCAUGUAUGUAUGGAGAGAGAGAAGAAUAUGGACUUUUCUGUCGGGCCUCAGCCAGAGCCCACAAAGGAAAUGGGCAUUCUUAUAUUUGUCAUUAGUUCUAGAAAGAGCCACAUGAGACCUCUAUCCAUUUUCUAUGUCUACGUCUUUUUACUCUUUCGGGCUAAAAUCUACAGUCGUGUUGUUUGGUCUUAGCUUUACUGUCACAGCCAAAACCUACACAAGUUGAUUGUAACUGUGUUUACAAAUAAAAAGAAAUUUCACAGGAUAAAGUUUUAUAACUGUGCCUCUGAAAUAAAGCCCUAAAACUCUGUAUUUAUAUUCGGGCCAUGAAAUUUGGAAUAUUCUGGGCGAGUAGAACCACUUGUAAUUUUUGAGACUUACUAACUAAACCCCGGCUUUUUUUUUUUAUUGGCAAAUGCAAUUAAAAACAACCUGUGGUUUCCCAUGCUUAUCUCAUUAACUUCUAGAAGAGAAUUUUUCCUAGGAAACAUGGUACAAUUCAUGUGAACUCUUGAUACUACUGACUGCAGUGUGGCUUCAUGCUGAAUUCUGAAAGCUUGAGCAAAAGCAGUUGCAUGGGGGUAGUUCUCACGCUAUACAUCUCAUUAGGAGCCAAAUGGCUUUAAACCAGUAAUUUAAAUUCUGCAUGUUGUGCUUUCAUAUGAGAACCAAUUACUGUUGUUGUACAUAAAGGCCUGUGGUUAUUUCUUAUACUAAUUUAGGGAUUUUUUUUUUCAUUUAACUGUGGCUGAAGUUUGAACCAUAGCUUGCCAGUAUAUGAAGUAAUUUUAAAAGGAAGUGAAACAUCUUUGCCUCAGUUCCCCUUAAGAUUAAAGCUUUGGAUUGCAACUACAGAGCUUCUUGUUGUAUACAAGAUAGUAAUUUAAUGCACUUUAUUUAAAAAAAGGCACAAAUUAUUUUGUUUAUAAAAUGUUACAAUUGCACUAUGCUGUAAGAAUUGGUUACUAAAUAUAAACUGUACAGUUUUGUAGUCAACAUUGUGUUUAGUCAUAAAUGAUUGAAACAAUUACAUGUUU
Molecule: messenger RNA, 11406 nt
Organism: Tyto alba (common barn owl)
Lineage: Eukaryota; Metazoa; Chordata; Aves; Strigiformes; Tytonidae
Gene: GPR12
Product: G protein-coupled receptor 12
Exons: 2
Coding region: 171-1175 (334 amino acids)
Biological process (GO): G protein-coupled receptor signaling pathway
Cellular component (GO): membrane
Molecular function (GO): G protein-coupled receptor activity
Source: RefSeq, a predicted model, not a curated record